Tuber aestivum (summer truffle) is the source of this 1558-nucleotide messenger RNA. The record is from the annotation of a GenBank genome assembly. Lineage: Eukaryota; Fungi; Ascomycota; Pezizomycetes; Pezizales; Tuberaceae.
GGAUUCAAUUUCGAUUUUAGUCUAAGUCUCGGUCGGAUUUACAACCGCUUAGAUUUUUCUCUCAAAUAUAUUAAAUGGCCGAAUAUAUCGGACAAAAGAUACAUAAACUUCCAACGCCCUCGGCUGUCAUAUCCCGACCGGUACUGGAGAAAAACUGCUCUCGUGUACUGCAGGCAGUGGAUGCGUUGUCUGUGGGGUUUAGGCCGCAUGUAAAGACUCAUAAGGUGGGCUUCUCUAUUUCUUUUCUGUUGCUCUCCCCUUAUGCCCAUUUCGAGGUGGUGAUGUGAAAAAGCAAUGGUUGGAUGAGAUUUGGCUAUAUUUAGAUGGAUAUUAGCUUACGGUAUGAAUUGGCAUGCUAGACAGUGGAGGUUAGUCGGUUGCAGCUUGGCCAUAAGGCUCGCGGUGGGAAGGUUGUUGUAUCAACCGUGAAGGAAGCCGAGGGGUUGGGUCCGUUGAUUGUGGAGGGGGUUAUCAAGGAUGCACGUUCCCCUCCUAACCAACUAUGAUUUCCCCAGUGAUUUAUUGAUGAGACGCAAAGAUUCUUUAUGGGAUACCCAUCCCCGCGUCGUCCAUCCACCGGCUACAAGGGCUUGAAGAAUCCUACCCGGGGUUGGAAAUAUCUGUGCUGGUCGACCACCCCGCCCAAGUCCGUGCCCUCAAGACCGCCGGUGCGCACUGGAGCGUCUAUGUAAAACUAGACAUGGGCACUCGCCGCGCCGGCAUCGAGCAUGACUCCCCGGCAUUCGGGAAAUUACUGGAGUGUAUAAAGGAGUCCAGCAUCGGCCUUGUAGGGUUCUACUGCCACGCCGGCCACUCCUACAGCGUCAGUGAUUCCGACGGGGCACUGGACUUGCUGCGAAAGGAGGUUGAUGUCGCGGUUUAUGCUGCAGGCAAGGCCGAGGCGCAGGGUAUCUCACCACCACAGUGCACUGGCUGGACGCUAUCCGUUGGUGCCACCCCGACCAUUAUUUCCACCGCUGGAGCGGGAAUCCCUGGCCAAGUGCAGCCAAAGCUCCAAAGGAUGAUUUCCUUCUUUUCAGGCCUUCGGGAAAAGGGCAUGCACGUGGAAUUCCACGCGGGGGUGUACACAAUGCUCGACCUCCAGCAAUUAUCGACUCACGCUUCCACCACUGCCCCGGACGGCUUGACAACCUCCGACCUUGCGCUGACGAUCCUCGCGGAAGUCGUCUCGCUGUACCCCCAUCGGGGGACCGGCGGUGGGAACGAAGCCCUCAUAAACGUCGGCACUGUAGGCCUCGGGCGGGAGCCGGGGAGGGCGCACCCGGGCUGGGGCACCGUAUCGGACUGGCGUGCUGAGAAUGAAGCGGAGUUUGAGCACGAGCUCGAGGGUGCUGGAUGGGUCGUUGGUCGCAUCUCCCAGGAACAUGGAAUUCUCACGGAGGUUCCGUACGGGAAUGUGGGCAGUGUUAGGCUUGGGAGUAAGGUUAGGAUCUGGCCGCAGCAUGCAUGCAUUGCGGGCAGUGGGCACGAAAGAUAUUUUGUUGUUGAUGAGGAGGAGGUUGUGGUUGGUGUUUGGGCGAGAUGGAGGGGGUGGUAG